Molecule: messenger RNA, 968 nt
Organism: Drosophila elegans
Lineage: Eukaryota; Metazoa; Arthropoda; Insecta; Diptera; Drosophilidae
Exons: 2
Coding region: 86-883 (265 amino acids)
Source: RefSeq, a predicted model, not a curated record
AGUUCACUACGAACCACUAAGGAAGUCAAACCUCGAGUCCUCGUCCUCCUUCAUUCCCACUCAACCAGCUCAACCAAGCCCAGAGAUGCGUGCAUUCAUUGUCCUGUGCCUUUCCGCCGUGGCGCUGGCCGCCCCCCAGGGCUACAACUACAACCCCGGUCCGUCCGGCUUCGGCGGCAUCAGCGCCACCAGUGGCGGUGCCUCCUUCUUCCAGGGAGCCGGUGCCGGAGCCGGCCAGGUGGGCCAUGUCCAGGUGCAGCAGCAGCCGCAGGCCAUCUACCAGCAGCCCGCCGUGCAGACCCAUCACCACCAGCACCAAGGGCAGCAGGUGCAGCAGCAGCAGCAGCAGCAGCAGGCCAUCGUGUCCAAGCGCUUCUUCAUUCACUCCGCCCCCGAGGAGGCCGAGGACUACAAGGAGCGCCACAUCACCGUUGGCGUUCCAAAGCGCAACUACAACGUGGUGUUCAUCAAGUCGCCCCAGCGUAACAACAAGAAGACCAUCAAGAUCAGCCCCGCUGCCAACGAGGAGAAGACCGUCAUCUACGUGCUGAGCAAGAAGGGCGAUAGCGACGUGCAGGCCGAGGUCGUGGAGCAGGCCAGUUCCACCAGCAAGCCGGAGGUCUUCUUCAUCAAGUACAAGACCGCCGAGGAGGCCGCCCACGCCCAGCAGCAGAUCCAGGCCCAGUACGACGCCCUGGGCGGCAGCAGCCAGCUGACCGACGAGGGCGUGGCCCCCGUCACCUCCGUGAUUGGAGCUUUGGGCGGCGGUGAUGGACACCUGGACGCCGGCUCCGCCGUCGGUGCCACUGGAGCCGGCCAGAUCGUCUCCUCCGGCGUCUCCGGAUCGCACACGGGCAAUGCCUACCUGCCACCCAAUUUCUAACCAUUGAGCAUGGUUCCCCGAAAUGUACCUCACAGUCCUCUGUGAAAUUGUUGUUGUUAAUAAACUUUAAUUGCUGUUGAAUUUA